CAUCCACUCGGAUCACUGCUAUAUCCGGCCAAGGCCGCUGACAACCAUUUGCUCAUCCGUCUAUUCCGAGUCCACGCAAACAGGACCGUGCAUUCUUUCUCUACCUCUCAAUACCCUCUAUAUCACACUACCGUCACAAUGGGCUAUCUCUUCUACUCAGUGACCUUUCUGUUCCUCGUCACGGCGACCGCACUUUACUUGACUCGACACCUCUGGAUCGCACAUGCACCGCCGAUUCCAUACCUCACAGCUCCUGGUCGCAUCCCCGAACCUCUCUGGCGUCUUUCUCAAUCCGUACAACGACUCAACCCCUUCGCCCAAAACGCCUACAUCAGUCUCGGCCAAAAUAGCUUCGAAGAUGACAUUGAAGCCGGCUUCAGCAGCUCGAAUUUCGAUCUACGAGAAAACGUCGAAGGUGGAGACAGCAGACAAGGUCUAGAUGAGCAGGGUAAAGAAAGAGUAAAGGCCAUCAUGAAGAGCAGAAGUUGCGGCUUUGAUGAAGCGAGGAGGAUUGUCAUGGAAGAGAGGUUUGGCAGAGAGAAUAUCGGCAAGGAUGGCAGACCGAGGGAUCCCAAGGCUGUCAUGUUUGAUCGCUUGUGAGCCUGACAGCAAAGAAGCUGCUAAUAUUUCCAUCUCGUUUGAUCUGGUUGGUUUGGUUUCUACACUUUCCUUUGUCUGCUUUCUAUCCGCUAUACCAUGAUUAUACCCAGGAAUUGUCCGUCCACUAUCACCUGUCCAAGAUAUGCCGACUUCUACCUGCUUGCCCAC
This is a messenger RNA of Aureobasidium pullulans EXF-150, 768 nucleotides long. RefSeq lists its product as uncharacterized. Lineage: Eukaryota; Fungi; Ascomycota; Dothideomycetes; Dothideales; Saccotheciaceae. The transcript has 2 exons. The record is from RefSeq and is a predicted model, not a curated record. The coding region runs from base 139 to 600 and encodes 153 amino acids.